UUUUACCUCCGAGCAGAUCGUAAUACUUCACAAUUUCUUCAUAAAAACUAAAAUUAAAAUAAUGCAACUACCUAUUACUGUUUUUAUUUGUAUAGCACAUACGCUCUCCACUAUAAACCUGCAAGUAAGUCUGUUUAUUUAAUACAUUUCUUUUAUUUUGUUGUAUAAAGUUUAUGGUGUCUUUGAGUACUAAAAUAGGAUACCUAUAGACUAUUUAUUUGUUUUUUCAUCCACGUGACCAAGAGAUAGAUAACUCUUGGAUAAACAAAACGGAUUCGAUUUUCAAAUUAUAAAUCCAAAAUUCAAGACUUUUCAUCCAAUCUCAUGAGUUACGGGAUAAAAAGUAGUCUAAAUAUAUGUUCGAAAAUGUAAACCUAAACUAAUCAUUGCUUGUGAAAGUUUCGUUGAAAUUGAUUUAGGUUGAACAGAAGAAACACGCAUGCAGACAGAUAAUUUAAUUUUAUUUAGAUAAUUAGAUAAAUUUAUGUUGACUAAAUAGGUAUUGAAAAUAAGAUAAAAUUUAACUGAUUCCAUAUUUUAACAUGGCAUAAACAGUGCAUAUAAUAUCGAGAAACCAAUCUGAUAUUAGAAAGCUAAGACAAUCAAUUUUUUUUUUUACACGAUAUAAUUUUCGUUUACAAAUUUCAAAUAAGUAUUUUCGUCUCGAUUAGCGCAGUAUUAUAGUGGCACUAAAGUCAUAACUUACUAAUAUUCUGCUGCAACCGGGAUGUUUUUAAAAUUAUUAAAAUAAAUUCAUCGAGUAAAUAAUCUUAAAUUAAUAUAUUGUUAUAAAAUAUAUAUAUUAUUAUUUCUUUUUAAUUGAUUUCAAAUCUUGUCGUACACAAUUUUUUUUUAUUAUGAAAAUCUACCUAAUUAAAUUUUAUUAAUACACAUUUCUUUUAGAAUGCAGGCGUAUCAGGCCACGUAUGGGGUAAACUAUUCAAAUUUAAAUGUUUGUUUUGUGAACCUAAUCAGACCCGAAAUAGAUCGCACACAGUAAGUAAUCAAUGUUAUCAAUAAUAUUAAAAUACUUUAUAUGUUUGAAUAAUAUUAUAGUACUUCAAUCAAAUUGAUUUAAUUUUUUUUUUCCAUAAAGGUAUACUGUAGUAGAGAAUACACAAUGAUAAAAUAUGAUUAGAUGACUACAGAAAUGAUACGAAAACCAUUAUUAUUUUUUUAUGGAAUUGAGACUUUAUUAUAAUAUAGUGUAGCAACACGAAUUUAUUUUAUUAUACUAUUCACGGAUUUGUAUAAAGGUGUUAUUCCAAUUUUAUACACAAGGGAGAGAGCUAUUGUUUGUGUUUUUUUAGCAUACCUACUCAAUUGUUUAUGAAAAGUUAGAUUAGAGUUUUUUAAAUAAUAUGUAAACAUUUUGUGGGGGAAAAUUAUACGGUCAAUUUGGAUGAUUUUUGAAAAAUCUUAGCUUGCCUCCCCCGUAUGUUAUGCCUACGUAUCCAAUGUCUAUAUCAUUCAUUCUUGAAUUAUAAUUUUUUUUUUUCAAAAUUAUUUAUAUUAUUAUACAAAUUUUACAAUCAUCUUCUCAAACAAUCGACUGAUAUACAUUUAUUAAUAAUUAUUAAUGAUAUUUAGAAUAAGUUCACAAAUUAAUUAUUUAAUUUAUUGUAGGUAAUAUAAUUGUUAAUUAUGACGUUUCAAAUAUAGUGCAAAUUUAAAGAUAAACCUACUUAAUCAUAAAAAUACUACAACGAUUUAAACAUGCAUUGGUGAAUAAUUGUUAUUCGUCUUAUAUUUUUAGCAUACAACUGCAAUAUCACUUGCGACAAGUACAACUGUUCGCACCACGACAGAAUUCAUAACGCCAUCCAGUACAAUUUUUCCAAAUAAUGUAUGUAGAUACAUAUUAUAAUGUAUUACAUUUAAGUAUUACAAUCUUGAAAAGUUAAUCUAUUUUAAAUUAACAAUAUAGUAGUAUAGUUAGUUUGUGUUUAGACUGUUCCGAUUAUUGUAAGUAUCCAGGUGGGUGACUAAUUGUCAUUUAAAUAAGGGUUAAGAAAAAAAAACCACUGUUAUUUUAUUAACGAGUUUAUUUUGUUUAAAUCAUUUUUUAAACAGGAUUUUAUUAAACACAAUUUAUUUGAAUAAAUAAAAACCCGAAGUUUGUACUUAACAUUUUAUAUUUUGAGUAGUGGAGAGAGAAAUGUAUUGGUUAAUCGAACUCUACUCAGAAUCGUUUUUCGUUAGCAAUGGUUAAUCGUUGCGUAUAGAUAUAUUUUCAAUUCUCCCUCUACCUUUCUAACCUCUCUAUUACAACAGUGGCACACCCAUAUGCGUAUUACCGUCUUUUUCUAUCUCACAUUAUAAAACGUAUAUAUUUUAAGGUACAUAAAUAUUUUUCUUUAUCUUAGAACUUGCAAUAUAAUCUGUAAAAUUACAGUAAAAUAAAAAUGCUUGUAUUAAUACUAUUAAUGUAUUAGGUAUCAAUGAUUUGUAAGCAAUAUAAUUUCAAAUAAAAAUCGUACAUUGAGUAAUUUGUUCGUUCAAAACGUUCACGUUUAAUUGUUUAAGCUGUUUCAAUCAUAAUAUGUUUAAAACACUGAUAAUUAGGUAUUAUUUAUAGUAUGGUGGUAUAAAUAAACAGAUUUUAGAAUAUCUAAUGAAAUAAUUAAAAUUAAUUUAAUUUGUAUGUGUUAUACAGGGUACGGAUAUACCGGAAAUACUUCCCAAAUCAGAAGAUGUUAUAUCAUUCUUUAGUUCUGAGAUAACGUUGAAGAAUAUAUCGUUUGAAGGAAAAAGAUCUGCAUUUUCUCUUCUAUGUACAUCAGGCUUAAUAACAAACAAUCAAAUACCUCCGGUUGUAAUUGUUAACAUAAUCAAAAUGAUGGCUUCGUCAAAUAACGUCUUAGGUAUUUUUUAUGAUGAGAUGAUGUUCAAUGCUGUGUUGAAAAUGAUAACAAAUCAUCCUUGUGUAUUGAACAGUGUAUCGACUAAAGUUCGCAUUCGGUUUUUAUAUGGAUUGUUGUCAUUGUCACCCGGUAUUUUGAGUGGUAUUCCUAAACCAGCUUUUAUUUCCAUCCUAGGGAUGAUUUCCUCUCCUAAUGUUUUAACCGCUUUACCUCUUUCGUCGACCAUGAAUUUAAUUACUGCGCUUUCAUUGUCUAAACCUGUAUUUAACUGCUUACCAGAUGAAACAUUCUUAGCACUGUUAAAAUUUUUUGUCGCAAAAUCUCCAAAACUAAUAUGUCAAUCGUUACCACCAUCAACUAUUUUCAGUUUUUAUGAAGGAAUAUUCGAUAGAAUAAACAAUGAACUCUUUGUUUAUGGAAGUGCGAUACUGCCAAAAUCACUUAUCAUAGAGAUUAUCUCUCCUAUAAUGACGUCACGUAUGUUGAGUGUAUUUCCAAUUCAUAUGUAUGACAAAUUGUUGAAAACUAUUGAAUCAUGUCCAAAAGAAUUUCCUACGUCUAAUAUGAUUUGUCUGUUCACUGUGUUAACUAAAUCUCCAAUAAUCUUUAACUCAUUAAAUCCUUAUUAUCUUACACAAAUAGCAUUGGCAGUAUCACAUAGUAUGCCUAAGGUCUUAACCGAAGAACUGGAAAUUUCAAUGGCUUAUUAUUUGCCAUCUGCGCAAAAUUUUUUUUACGGUAAAAAAUAUCCUUAUGUUUAAAAUAAUGGAACGACGGAAUAAUAUUGUUGUGCUCUCUCUUUUGUAGAAUUGUUUAUUUGUUUGUCAUGCACACAAUUAAUCGAUCUAUAUAAAAAUAUUACCUAUUUAUUUUUUGAAUGAUACUUGUAUUGAGAUUGAUCACCGAAUAAUUUUACGAAUCCUUUUCUUUUUUAUUUCAUUAAAAAAAAAAAUAUAUAUAUAUACAUAUAUAUACUUAUUUUUUUGUGCCGUUUAAUUGUUUUAUUUUUAUGAAUCUACCAGUCACUAAAACUCCUAAUAAAUAUUUUCAAUUUGACUUUAUGUAAGAACAUGGUGUACCUAUAUAAUAUUAUGUAUACUCAUAUCUUUAAUUGUCAACAUUAUAGAUUAAUAAUUUAUAUGAUUAUAUGAGUACAUACGUUUGUCACAGAAGUAUAUAAAAUAUAUACAUACCUAUAUAUGUAUAUUAUAUAUAUUAUUCUGUUACAGUUAAAACCCGAAAUCCGUCAAAACUAAUUUUAACUAGUGAAAACUGGUUUCCAUAAAUCUCUUUAGUCAAUUCUAGUUUUGACUAGUUAAAACUAGAAUUAACUAAGACCUUCACCGGUAAAACUAGAUUUAACUUAUUUCUGUUUAGUUAGAACCAGCUGUGUCUGAAAUAUAUUAGUGAAAACUAGAAUUGUCUUGCGAAAAUCCGUAAUUUUUAUUUUGAUCGUUUAAACCAGUUGCGCGAGACAAACACACACGUAGGUACAACGAAUACAACGAAAAAAAAAAACGAACCGGCAAAACUGAAAACACGGGGACGAAAGCUACAGUGGCCGAAUUAUUAUCUAUUAGGUAUAAUCGGUCGAAGUUAUCAUAUCUAAAAGUUAUUUGAUGGACGACUGGUUAAUGUUUUCUUAAUUAAAUUGAUAGCUGGCCAAUCGCAUUUAUGGAACAAUGUUUAUAGAUUGCGUACAUUUUAGGUAGUGGAGGUUGGAAUACAUGCGUUUCAGUAAAAAACUUGUUUUGACCGACUUAUUUAAAUCUGUAUUCAAUUCUAGUUUUAACUAAUCAAACCUAGAAAUUACUAAAGGGAUUUGUGGAAACUAGUUUCUACUGGUUAAAACUAGUUUUGACGGAUUUCGGGUUUUGACUUUAACAGUAAUAUCAGGAUAAAACAAUGCACAAACGUGUUGUGGUUUUGUGUCUAAACGAUUCGCAAUUUGGGUUAAAAUGCCCAAACGCUUUGUAACCAAAAAAAAACCGUAUUACACGAAUAGUAUAAACUGUUCAGUACUGUCAGGUUGUAUGUUAGGCUCCUUAAAGUUCAGCCAGAUACUUAUCAUUUAUAAUGAAAAAUUUAAUAGUUAUGAUUACAAACUGAUAACAAAGAUG
Molecule: messenger RNA, 4984 nt
Organism: Cinara cedri
Lineage: Eukaryota; Metazoa; Arthropoda; Insecta; Hemiptera; Aphididae
Source: the annotation of a GenBank genome assembly